GCGAGGCUCCCUGGCGCAUGCGCAGUGAGGCUCCACGUGAGCGCCUGCGUAUCUUCUCAAACCUAACGAUGCCGCCCGAACGGAGAAGCCGAACGAAACCGGACCGGAGAGCUGGCGCGAGGCGGGGCCCGCAGGCCCAGAUGAAGCCGGACCGGAGAUCCAGAGCGGGGUCGGACGGGCCGCCCCCAAAGGCUGCCCCUUCAUCCCAGCGGACAGUGCCGGCCCGGCCGAGCGCGGCGACCGCUGCGAGCCCAGUCGCGGCGGCGACGGCGGAGGAGCGACGUCUCCGGCUGCAGAACCGCUUGACGCUGGAGGAGGACAAACCGGCCGUGGAGCGGUGCCUGGAGGAGCUGGUGUUCGGCGACUUCGAGGGCGACGAGGACGCGCUGCUGCGGCGGCUGCGGGGCGCGCGGGUUCAGGUGCAUGCCGACUCGGAUGACUCAGAAGUGGAAAAUGAAGCAAAAGAUAAUUUUCCGCCUCAGAAGAAGCCAGUUUGGGUGGAUGAAGAAGAUGAAGAUGAGGAAAUGGUCGACAUGAAGAACAACCGGUUUCGGAAAGACAUGAUGAAAAAUACCAGUGAAAGUAAACUCUCAAAAGGGAGGCUGCAGAAGAGACUUAAAGAAGAAUUCCAGCAUGCCAUGGGGGGAGUACCUGCCUGGGCAGAGACAAGGAAGCGGAAAACAUCUUCAGAUGAUGAAAGUGAAGAGGAUGAAGAUGAUUUGUUACAAAGGACUGGGAAUUUCUUAUCCACGUCAGCUUCCCUUCCAAGAGGAAUCUUAAAGAUGAAGAACUGCCAGAAUGCUAAUGCUGAGAGGCCUACCACUGCCCAGAUCUCGUCGGUCCAGUUCCAUCCCUGCGCCCAGGUUGUGAUGGUUGCUGGCUUAGAUAAUGCCUUUUCACUGUUUCAGGUUGAUGGCAAAACAAAUCCUAAAAUCCAGAGCAUCUAUUUGGAAAAGUUUCCAAUCUUUAAAGCUUGUUUUAGUGCUAAUGGAGAACAGGUUUUAGCCACAAGCAUUCACAGCAAGGUUCUUUAUGUCUAUGAUAUGCUAGCUGGGAAGUUAAUUCCUGUGCAUCAAGUGAGAGGUUUGAAAGAAAGAAUAGUGAGGAGCUUUGAAGUCUCCCCAGAUGGAUCCUUCUUGCUCAUCAACGGCAUAGCUGGCUAUUCUCAUUUGCUGGCAAUGAAGACCAAGGAGCUGAUUGGUAGUAUGAAGAUUAAUGGAACGGUUUCAGCAUCCGCAUUCACUUCGGAUAGUAAGAAAAUAUACACCUAUUCUGGGGAUGGGGAAGUGUAUGUCUGGGAUGUGAACUCUAGGAAGUGCCUUACCCGAUUUGCUGAUGAAGGCAGUUUGCGUGGAUUAAGCAUUGCCACUUCGAGGAACGGACAGUACGUGGCCUGUGGUUCUGGUUGUGGAGUGGUAAACAUAUACAAUCAAGAUUCUUGUCUCCAAGAAACAAACCCAAAGCCAAUAAAAGCUAUAAUGAACUUGGUAACUGGUGUUACAUCUCUGACCUUCAAUUCUGCUACAGAAAUUUUGGCAGUUGCUUCAGACAAAAUGAAAGAUGCUGUCAGAUUGGUUCAUCUUCCAUCCUGUACAGUAUUUUCUAACUUCCCAGUUAUGAAAAAGAAGAGUAUUUCUCAUGUCCAUUCCAUGGAUUUUUCUCCCAGAGGUGGCUACUUUGCUUUGGGUAAUGAGAAAGGCAAGGCCCUGAUGUAUAGGUUGCACCAUUACUCAGACUUCUGAAGAGAUUAUUUGAAAUCCAGUUGGACGACAGAGGAAGCCUGUCCUGGUAUUUCUUCUCAGAAGCUUUCUGGAAUGUGAUGAUGUGUGGAUAAUGAUUUGUGGAGCCAGCUGUGCUUAAGUUAACAGCAUUGUCAAUAAACACAUCGGCUUUGGUUUGAAAA
Molecule: messenger RNA, 1903 nt
Organism: Chinchilla lanigera (long-tailed chinchilla)
Lineage: Eukaryota; Metazoa; Chordata; Mammalia; Rodentia; Chinchillidae
Gene: Utp18
Product: UTP18 small subunit (SSU) processome component homolog (yeast)
Exons: 14
Coding region: 18-1742 (574 amino acids)
Biological process (GO): rRNA processing
Cellular component (GO): Pwp2p-containing subcomplex of 90S preribosome; small-subunit processome
Molecular function (GO): protein binding
Source: RefSeq, a predicted model, not a curated record